ACGACACGGGCUGCGACGAAGCUUGGCUGCGGUUCGGAUGUUGUUCGGUGUUGUGGCGGCGAAAAAGAAGGCGCCACGGGAGGUUCAGCUGCCCCAUAUGAUCCACUUCUGCCUCCCCAGGAGUUUAUAACAACUCAUAUAAUACCAUCAUGGCGCUAUAACCUAUCCUCCUCCCCCUUCGAGCCGCAGGUUGUGAGAAUCGGGCUUCGUUGGUCCGCCUACAGCUGUCGGGCCCCGCACAGCCACAUAUAAGAAGGAGCCAUGUGGAAGUGGUACUCUGCAGACGAUCCGCCCCCAGCACCAGCAGGGGCAGCAAGUACCCAGAAGAGCGUUGGCGAUCAUUCUGUGGCAGAUUUAACUGAGCAGCUGGCCCAGAAUGAACAACUGGUAUUGCAGCUGAAGGAACUAAUUCGGGAGAAAGAUAACCAGCUUCAUGUGAAAGAUCAGCUGCUUAAGGAAGACAAAGAAGCCUUUGAAGCAAAAAUUUCCAAAAUGAAGCUGCAGACAAAAGCAAAGGUCACAUCACUUUCUGCUCAGCUGGAAGAUAUGAAGAAGCAACUCGGUGCUUCUGGUACUAAGGAGCAGACAACUGGGAAGCACAAGCAGUCCUGUGAUGGCGAUCAGGAACAUGCAGCUGCAAAUCGAGGUAAAAUUUUGAUGUUGAGGAAAAAGGUUGAAGAGUUGGAAACACAAGUUGCCAAAAAAGAUUCAGAAUUGAAGAAGACGCUUACAGAGCUGCAAGUCCAGCUGCAGCGUGGCUCCGAUAUGGACAUGAUGCUUGCUGAGAAGGAUAAGAAACUGGCUGAAAAAGAGGCCUAUAUUAUUGAACUCCAGUUAACUGCUGCUUCAGAUCAUGCACCUCAACAAGUAAUUCUACCUAGUGAAGAAAUUAAGACAGUGCAGGAGCAGGUUGCAGAAAAGGAAAUUUCAAUCAGUGAUUUGCAGUCAAUGGUUCACAGUCUGACUAGAAAGGUUGAAGAGAGUGAAGAAAGAUUCAGCCUUCUCCAGGAACAAGCAGAAAAUCUGAAGGAUCAGCUCAACAAAGAGAAAACACAGUAUCAAGAGAAGGAGGCAAUGUACAUGAAAAAUAUUCAUGUGUUUCAGGAAAUGAUUCAAGCAAAGGAAAACAAACUUGCUGAACAAGCACAGAAGCAUGAGCAGGAGCUCUUUAUUGUGGCAUCAAAAUCAGAUGCCAGUGCCGAUUUUGAACAGUUGUUGAAAGCCCUCAAACAAAAACUUCAUGAGAAGGAGGAGGUACUAAUGGGAAGGACACAAGUUGUGGAUGUGCUGCAGAAAGAGCUUGAUGGGAGAGAUCAGCAGAUACGGGAGAUGAUUGAAAAAUUGAAGAUUCUUCAGUUAGAAAAAGACAAUCUUGAAGCUAAGCUUGAUGCUGAAAAGCAUGUGAUGAGAGCCCAAGUAAGAGAUCUGAUGGAAAGACAUGAGGCAGACUUGAAAAAUAUGAAAGAGAAGCACAACAUUCAAUUGCAUGCUAUUGAAGAGAAACAUGAAGCUGAGCUGACUGAGAAGGAACAACGUCAAUUAAAACUUCAGAAACAAUUGCAAGAUUUACAAGCCCACAGUGAUGUUUCUGUAGCACUAGAGACAACUGCUACUGUAGAUAAUGUUACUAAACAGAAGAUUAAAGAAUUGGAAGAGCAACUGAAACUUAAAAUGGAAGAGGCUGCUAAAUCAGAGGCCAAAUUCCUGAAAAUGAAAGCUUGGUCCAAAUCCAGAAUCAGGCAGGCAGAGGAAGAUCUAAGGAAUGCAAUGACUGGAACUUCUCACCAGGAACAAAUUGCCCUCAAAAGCCGAGUUGCUGAACUGGAGGAAGAGAAAGGGGAACUAGAACAAAAAGUGAAUGAUCUUGAAAAGCUGAGAGCACAAAACGAGGAUCUUCUGGCAAAAUUAGAACUGUAUGAAGAGCAGCAACAGAAAAUGCAAGCAGAUCUAGAACAGGUGACCAAGCGGGCAACUUCCCAGACAAGUGAAUCUGGGAGUGCUGAAGAGCUGCAGAGUCGUCUGCUUGAGUGGCAAGAAAUGGUUUCUGAAUCGGCACGAGGCCAGGCCAAAGAGGAGAGGGCUGUCAUGGAAUUACGGAUGACACAAAUUGAAGAAGAAAGAGAAGGACUGAUUGAGGAUGACUGGUUCUUUCCUGGCUGCUCUGAUCCAGCUUUGGUCUCAGGACAGCAGGAGCUGGAGGAGGAACUGGUGCAACUUCGAAGACUAGGACAACGCCAAGAAAGGAAGGAACACGCCACAGAAUGCCAAAAGCUCGAGGGUGACUAUGAAUAUGAUGAGAAACAGCAUUUUGAAGAACCUAACAUUAGUAUGGAUAGCACUGACAACACUGAAGGGGAGAACUUGGGAGGUUUGUGGCCAGAGUACAGUUCCCAUCAUACAGGAUUGAGGGCAGUUGUUGAGGAGCUAGAACUGGAACGGAACAGACUACAAGAACAAAUCCUAGUGUUGGAGGAGCGCUGUCAGGAAUUGGAGGACAAAGCACAGCUCCGUACCAGAGUAGAAUUCCACCAGGUGACCUUUGGUGUGUGUGAAGAGGGGCAGCUACUGAGGGUUCCCCAGAAUGAAUGUGAACGCUUGCAAAAUCAACUGUCCUUUGUGCGAAGUCAGCAAAGCCGUGAUUCUGAGCAACACCAGCAUCAUAUUUCCAGUUUGAAUGAGCAGUUGAAAGGAGUCAUGGACAAGAAAGACGUCCUGGAAAAUUCACUUGUGGAAAAAGAACAAACGCUGGUAGAAGCCUUGGCAAAACUGGCACAGAUGGAUAAAUUAAAAGAAUCCCUGGAAGCCCAGAAAAUAAUCAACCAAGACUUUACAGAAAAACUAUUGCAUAAUGAGGAAAAUCUAGGAAACGUUACCAAGAAGUGCAGUGCUUUUGAAGUCGAAUGUGCUGAUCAGAAAAAUAUAGUCCUGGACCUCACACAGAAGCUUUCUUCAAACAAAGAAAAAGUGCAGAAACAGGAAAUUGCAAUGGAAGUUCUACGCCAGGAACUAGAGCAGACAAAUGAUGAGCUAGAACGGCUUAAUUCGAGCCAUUUGGAAGAACGAGCCCGUCUGAUUGAUGAUUUGCAAAGUUGUGAAAGAGAGAUUGACACACUUAAAGAGACGAUUGUAGAGAAGGAGUAUAGGCUGACUGUCCUUUCCGAGAGCAUGGCAGAAUAUUCAGAGCAGAAUGAAACAUUGAAAAUGCAAAUUAGAUAUAAGGAACAGGAGACUGGAGAGCUGCAAGCAGCCUUAGCAAAGGUUGAAAUGGAGGUCAUGUUAUUAAAGAAGGCUCAAUCUGUUGAUGAGCAGGCCAUGAAUACCAGCAUUUCUACACUUGUAGAUCAACUUUCUAAGGUAGAAUCUGAGCUCAGUACUGCUCAACAUGAAGCUGAAGCUAAGGGGGAAGAAAUUAAUGCUUUAAUGAAGCAGAUUGGAGAAAAUAACAACGUAAUUCAAAGUCUACGCUCAGAAUUACAGAAGGAGAAUAUAUCAAAUAAAGCUCAUCUUGUAGAAUGCAGAGCUCAAGUAUCCUCACUUGAAAAUAUGGUUUCCAUAACCACUCAACAGCUUCAGGAAAGAAAUGCUAGCAGCCAACAAGAAAUUGAAAAACUCAAGGCUCAGUUGAUUGAAAUCAGCUCGGCAAAAGGAAGACUUGACAGUUCACUCCAAGAGAAGGAGGAGAAAGAACAAUGUUUGGAGAAUGAGUUGAAAACCUUGAAAAAUCAGUGCAACAACCUUAUAGCUGAGUCUGUUGGAAAAGAGGAAGAGUUGGCAAAGUUAUCCAAGCAUUUUGCUGAACAUAGAGAAGAAGCUGAAAGCAAACUGCAGGAGAAGCUGGAUAUUGUUGCCUCUUUGGAGCAAAGGCUUCAAACUGUUGAACAAGCUAAUUCUCAACUGAUGCAAGAAGUACAGGCUAAAGAAACUGAAAGGCAAGAUUUAAAAAGGCAAGUGGAUGAAGUGACCAGAUUAGUUACUGACUUGCAAAAACAAACAAAAACACUUGAUGAAACAAAUGUGCAACUGCAGGCAAUGGUGAAAAAUCAAGUUCAGAGCCUUUCAGACCAAGCUAAACUUCUAUCUGAGUCAAAUGAAAGUGCUGCUAAUACUAUGAAGAUCAAGUCCAAUUUGGAGUGUCAAAUGAAAGAGCUGUCCGCUGAAAAUGAAAAUCUCAAGAAGAUCCUUAAUAAUAAAGAUGAUGAGCUUUCAAAGAAAAAUGAUGUUGUGCAACAGUUAGAAAUUGGGAUAACUUCCAAAGAAGAACAGAUUUUACAGUACACAAGCACAAUCUCCCAGCUUCAAAAAGAAAAAGAAGCGUUAACCCCAAAGCUAGAACUUCUAAAAGCUUUGGAGCAGAAGAAAGUAACAGUGGAAGAGCAGUUGCGUGAAAAAAUAAAUGAGUGUAACUUUCUGCAAAAUCAAAUUCUGGAGCAUCAAAUAACUACUGAGCAGAUUAGAGGGCAGUUGCAGCCUUUGGCAGUACAGCUUGAAGAACUUAGGCUUUUAAACGCUGAAAAGGAGGUUGCGUUGAGCAAAAAAAGUGCUGAAUGUACGUCACUCCAAAACCAGCUUUGUGAAGGACAAGAGAGAUUGUUGCAGCUACAAGAUCAGAUUCAGGAAUUUGGUAGUGAACUUGGGGUCAAGGAUGUGGCUUUAAAAGAAAAACUAUCUGAAUGCAAUGGCCUGCAAAAAGCACUAAGUCAGUACCAGCUUACUGCUAAUAGCUUAGAGAGUCAAGUACAAGCAUUGACAGAAGAAAAGGAAAAGCUCAGGCAGCAGUUGGAUGAUAGAGAAUCUCUCCUCAGCAGCAAGUCCAUUGAAAAUCAUGACCUGCAGGGACAGCUUAAUCAGAAAGCUGAUACAAUUUUGUUGUUGCAGAAGCAAAUGGAAGCAUUGAGUAUUGACAAAGAAUGGCUUCAGAGCGAAAAUAAAGAGUUACAAAUAUCUGUCAGUAAGUGGACUGCUGAGCAGAAUCAGCUGCAGAAAAAAACGAAUGACUGUGAGUCUGUGGCUGCGCACGCACGUGAUCAAGCACAAAUUCUCAGCUCUGAAAAUCGCAAAUUUAAAGAGGAACUUGAGGAGAUGAGCUUUGCACUGAGCAGUAAAACAGAUGAGAUUACAGCCCUUCAAUGCUUGCUUUCGCAAAAAGUGGGAAUGAAUGAAGGCACCAGCACCUUAAAUGUUGCCACUGGGAAAUUUACAUUGGAGCUUGAAGAGAAACAAGUCUCAUCGAAUCAGCAGGCAAUGUUACUGCAACAGCAGCAAGGCAAAAUGUUGCAAGGGGAAAGGCAAUUGUACCAAUAUGUGCAGAUAAUUUCACAAUUGCAAGCUCAGGUGCAAGUUAUGAUGUGUGAAGCCGUUCAGCUUAAACAGACAUUGCAAGAGAAAGAGACAACCCUUCAACAGCAGACUGUUGAACUUGGAGAGCUUCAGAAAAAGGCCGCAGAGCAUGGCGCACUGGAAUUGCAAUCCAUAGAAAAUAUGGGAACCAUUUCGAAACUUCAAAACCAAAUCCAGGACAUGACUUUGAAAGCUCAUGAGCUAAAGCGCACUAUCGAGGAAAGAGACCUGCUGCUGGCCUGUAAAGUCGAAGAGUGUGUCAAAGUCAAAGCAGUAUUUUCUGAAACCGAGGAUUCUGUUUCGCAGCUUAGAGUGCAACUGGCAGCUGCUAGCUCUGAAGCUGAACAGCUAAAGACUAUUAUUCAGGAUAAGGAGCUGGCUAUGUUGCAGAUCAAGGAGAGUACCACAACUUGCAAUGAAGCAUUGAUGUUAAAGAUACAGGCAAAGGAAACUGAAUAUGCAGCACUUAGUGAAAAGUUUAUUAAUCUUGAACAUUUAUUUUCACAAUUAAAUAGUCAAAUAAACCAACAGAAUUCAGAAAUAAGCCAGUUGAAAGAGGCUGUUGUUCAAAAGGAGGCUUCAAUUUUAGAGCAGAGAAAACUUGUCAGGAAAUGGCAAGACAAAGCGAGUGAGAGUGACUUGCUGAAAUCACAAUUCACCGAGAGCACAGAGCAGAUUUCUCAACUUCAGAAUCAAGUGCAAAACAUGCUUUCUGAUUCAAAACGACUUGAGGAGUUACUGCAGGAUAAAGAAACUGCUUUUAGCCACCUGCAGGAAAGAUAUGCUGCACAGUCUGAACAGUUCAGGGAACUUCAUAUAAUGCUUCGUGCAAAGGAGGAAGAAAUAGCAGGACUUCAGACAGUACUUUGUGAAAAAGAUGACAAUAUUCAAGUCAUAGAGAGUAAUGCAAAUUCUUUGAUGGUUGAAGUUAAAUCACUAAAAGAGGAUCUGCAGAAGAGUCGGGUGUCAUUAACUGAUUAUGGGAAUGUUUUGCAGCAAAAAGAUGAAAUGUUUGCUAUUAAUCAGAGGAAUCUGGAUAGCCAGAUUGCAGCUCUAGAAGCACAAAAAAUCCAAUAUAAGGAAGCUGUAGAACAACUUGAGAUGAUUAAUCAGGAUUCAAAACAAAAUGAACUAAUCCUUCACAAAAAAUAUAUGGAUCAGACACAGUGUAUUGAGAAACUUGAGUCAGAGCUAAAGACUUUGAGUGAAAAAUCAGCUCAAGACAAUCAAGAAAAAGCAGUGCUGAUUGAAAAUCUUCAUCAGCAGUGUGAUCGACUCCAAAAAGGAAAUUCACAAUUGGAUCACCAGAUUAACAUGAUGAAGAUGGAAAAGGAACAAGUGAGUGCCUCAUACCAAAAGCAGUUACAACAGAAAUCGGAUGAAUUACGGAUGCUUGAAGAGAAGCUUGCAACAAUGUGCGAUAUUAAUGAGAAGCUUGAUGUUGCACAGCAUAUGAAGGGUGAAAACGAGUGUCUUCAAAAGCAGGUCAGUCUAAAAUCAGAGAAAAUAGCAAAACUGAAAUUGGAGGUUCAGAAAUUAGAGCAAAAUCUGAUGGAAUCAGAAAGGAAAUGGUUGGUGGAAUUUGGAAGGGAAACUGAGAAAAAUAGUCUGCUAACAGAGAAACUGAGCAAUUUAGAGAAUCAAACAGAGUUGAAAGAUGUUAAAAUAGGCAGCUUACAAAAGGCACUAGAUAAUUUGCAAGAGGAACUUUGUGAACAGUCAUCUGCAUUACAUACCAGUGCAAAUCGUCUGCAAGAGCAAGAAGUGCUGGCAUCAAACUUCAGUCAGCAAGUUGUUGAAAAACAAUCCAGACUGGAUGAAUUGUCAGCCUUGGUUUUCAGCAGUGAAUCUGCAGUGAAUGAGUUAAAGCAAAUUCUAUCUGAGAAAGAAAAAGAGAUUGAAAAUUUGCAAAGUAGCAUUUCAGCAAGUGAAAAAGGUAGGUUAGAAAUUACAGAAAGCAUGGCUGAUAAAUUAAUUUCUUUUGAAGAAGAAAAGUUUUCACUCCGUAAUGAACUCAAGCAAACCAAAUUAAGUCAUCACUUGGAAUUAGAAGCUUUACAAAUACAGGUAACUGAUCUUCGGGAGAUGCUGGAGCAAUCACAAGCUGAACUAAAAGAAAAGCAACACGUUUUAGAUGAACAAAGUAAUUCAGUACAAGAACAGAUCAGUGCUUUGGAGGAGAAACUUAACAAGAAGUCCCAACAGUUGGAAGAUGCAAUCAAGGAAGGGGCUCAGCAUUUUGAUUCCCUGCAAAAGAAGGAGCAAGCGGCACACAUAUUGACUAUGCAAGUAAACCAACAGCAAGAGUUGGUGCUUUCUCUCAGUCAGCAGCUGAGAGAAAAGGAUGCCUCUACUAUGCAGCUUACAGAAUCCAUAUCAAAGGAAAUGGUUAAAGCAGCAGAAGAGGAAAAACACUUGAAUAAUCAAAUACAAAAGCUUAAGGUGCAAUAUUGUGUUUCCGAUGAAAUGAUAGACAAGCUUACACGUGAACUGGAGGAGCAUAAGAAACAACUGGAACAGCAAGAAAUUCUUCUGAGUACAAAAGAAAUCCAGUACCAAGGCAUUGCUACUGAAAAUGAACAGUUGCUUUCGCAAACACAAGUGCUGACAAAGGAGAGGGACUUGCUGAAAAAGAAGUUUCAAGCUGCAUUACUAACUAGAAGGGAUUUGAUGAAGAAAGUUCAAGAGUUGCAAAAAGGAGCCAUCGCUGACACAGUGAAAGAUCAGCAAAUCACAGAAUUGCAGCACAAUUGCAGAAUGCUUGAAAGUCAGAAACAAGAGCUUACCUCUGAAGUGACAAUUGGUCAGAAUCAGAUCAAACAGCUUGAAUCACACCUUGAAGCCCUGAAACAACAGCUGGUGGAAAAGGACACUGAUAUAAAUAUUCUUAGUGAGACCCUUUCCACAAAAGAAAUUGUUAUAGAACAAUUGCAAGAAAAUGUCAGUAAAUGGGAAAUGGAAAAGGAAGCCCUGUCUGUGGAAUUGCUUAAAACUGUUCAACAGAAAGAUUCCUUAAUUGCACAACUUCAGUCUGUUUUAAAAGAAAAGGAGAAAGCAUUCGAAGAUGAGUGCUAUCGACUUAAUUCAGACCUUGAGAAACUUAAAAUCGCGUUAUCUAAAGAAACAGGUCACUCAAACACAGAAUUGCACGUUGGAAGUGAAGCUCCUGGAGGUGGUGGCUUUGGUGUCAUUGAGGUCGUCGACCAGCUAAAUGUGCUUAAACAAGAAAAGGAACAUUUACAAAAGAAACUUCAGGCAGCCCUUUUGGCUCGGAAGGAAACCAUCAAAAAGGGUCAGGAGAAGGAUAAACAUCAUAAAGAGCAGCUCUCCCUCCAGAGGGAAGAAUACAACAACAUUUCAGAAAUGUAUUUUGUGCAAACCAAAGAUUUAGAAAAUGUGAAAGAAGAGCUAACUGCACUUCACCAAACAUAUCAGACAAAGCUAACAGAAUUUGAGUGUAAUAGAGAGUUAAUAGGAACUUUGCAAAAGCAGUUGCAUUCUGUCAAUGUCAUGCUGAAUGACAAAGAAAAGAUAUUGGAACAGCUUAAAGUUCAGCUUGAGGAACAGGAGAGCAAAAUGCUUGCUGCCUUAGGUCAGCAAGAUGAAGUUCAGGUUCUUGAGAAGAAAUUAGCAAUUAAGGAUGCUGAUAUAAAAAGCCUUCAAGGUGAAAAUGAACAACUUCAGCAAGAUAAAACAAAACUAAAAUCAGAGUUAGGAAGUGCACAAGUUAGGAUUGUUGAAAUAUCAGAAGAGGUCCAAAUGUUAAAGCAUUCUCUAUCCAGUCAAGAAUGUCAGCACCAAGAGGAAAGGGAGAGUCAGGCUGCAGAGAUUAACCGGCUCCGAAAUCAGUGGCAGUCAAUCCAAGCUGAAAAUGACCUCAAAAUUGCUCUGGAAAGAGCACUAGAGGAUAAAGAAAAUUAUUCUCUCACUGUAGAAAAUUCAGCUGAAUCUAUAGCUACUCUCAAAACACAACAGUUGGAUUUACACAGAGAGAGAGAGCAAAUCCAAACACAGCUGACCACCUUUAAGGGGGAGAAUGCAGAUGUCAAAUCAUUAUUGAAGCGGGCUUACCAGUCUCAAAAAGCAGGUGAAGAAGAGAACCUGCACACGCAACAAGUACGGUCUGCGCAAUCAGAGCUAGUGAAGUUUCAUGAGAGUUUACAGGAACGUGAUAACACUAUAAAGUCCUUGGAAUGUACAUUGUCUGAGAAACAAAAGCUUUUGGAGGAACUGGAAUUACAAGUACAAAAGCAAGCAAUAUUUUAUGAAAUGGAAAAGGAAAGAACAAAAACUUCUACCAUCGAAGUUGAACAGAGGGCAGCAGAUAAUUCUGAAGAAAGCAAGUCUAAAGAGCUGAUUCAGAGAAAGCUACAAGCUGCGCUAAUAUCCCGGAAAGAGGCCCUGAAGGAAAAUAAAACUCUGAAGCAGGAUAUUAAUACUUUAACAUCAGAAAAAGAACAACUUACUUCCAAGAUUUCUACCCUUGAAAGAAGCUUGGCUGAAACGAAGAAACAGCUUGAGCCUUUACAGCAAGCAGCUUCUGCACACCAUGAAGAGAAGAAGAGGCUUCUUUCUGAAGUAGAUAGAAUAUUCACAGAAAAACAGAACUUAAAUGUUGCAUGCGAAAGUCUAAAGCAUAAACUAGAAACAAUAACUCAAGAGAAGCAAGACUUUUCUCACCAGCUGGAUUCACUAAAAAAUUCCCAGGCAGCAGAACUGUCAGAGUGGAAGGCAAAACGCGAUGAAUUAAAGAAUGAAUAUGAGUCCCUUUUGCAGUCCUAUGAAAACAUUGGAAAUGAAAUGGAUAAGAUGAGACAGAUAGUUGAAAUGACCAGAAAGGAAAAGCAAGAAGUAGUUUUCAAACUCCGUGAAGUUGAGGCUGAGCGGCAAAAUAUUGAGAAACAACUUGAGGAGGCUAGUGAUCAAAAUGAAAAAAUGAAGGACAAAAUGAGAAAGCUUACAAAAUCCAAGCAGCAGAGAGUUCAAGAGCUUGAAGGGGAGAUUGAAAGAAUCAACAGUGAAUUGCAAACCAUUUCUGCUGCAAAUCAGAGCCGCACGAGUGAAUUGCCCAUUCAGUACAAUCAGCUCCUAGAGGAAAACAACUUGCUAAAGCAAACCUAUGAGGAGCUUAAAUCAGAGAUUGAUAAAACUCAGAAUGAGAAAGAGCAUUUACUGAAGGAACUUAACACAUCUACAUCUAUCCUAGAAGAGCUACAAGCCAAAGAGACAUUUUAUCAGUCUGAAUUACAGUCUGAAAUUGAUAAAUUCCAAGUAAAUGAGUCAUUAUCUUCAGGCAUGCAAUCUCUGGAGGUCAAGGCUGGAGAGAUUCAAGUUUUGGAUCAAGCAAGACCAUUGCUGUCCGAGAAGCUUCGACAAUUGAAGUUGCAUCACAAGAUGGAGAGCCAUGGAAAGAAUGCUAUAAUCGUAGAACUUCAACAAGAAGUAAAAGCUUACCAGCAAGAGACUGUAAACUUAAACGAAAAAGUCAAAAUUUUAGAGGAUGACAAAUCCCUUCUCCAGGAAGAACUUGAAAAUGUUCAAGAAAUGUCAGAGAAAGUCAAAAACGAGAAAGAGUAUCUGGAGGCGGAAUUACUUAACAGUGCUGACAAAAUCGAUCAGUUAACAGAAGCAUUGAAGACACUUCAUGUGCAAAACAAUUCACUUGUCAAUGAAUUACAUGGCUUCAGAGAAGAGAAAUGUCAAUUGGUCAGAGAAAAGGAAACUCGGGAAAUAAAAUUGGUUAAAGAGUUUGAGGAGAAGCUACGGUCUGCUCGGAGAGGUAAAACCAGACCCUAUGGUGAAACCAGAGAGUUGCAAGAACUGUUAAAAGAAAAGCAACAAGAAAUAAAUCAAUUACAGAAGGACUGCAUCAAGUAUCAGGAACUUAUUUUGGAUUUGGAGCGAGCAAUCAAGACAACCGAAUCUGCCUGUGAAGAAAUUCGAAAGAAACUAGAAUCUGCAACUACGAAAGCCUCCAAAUCUGAAGAGCAAAUCAGACUAGUUCAAGAAGAACUUGUUUCUUAUAAAGCCUUGCUUCGUGAUGCUAGAAGUGAAGCUAAUGGCUUUCACGCGCAGUGCUUAGGGCUAACAGAAGAACUACAAAGAAAUGAAGAGAAAACAAAAGCCCAAAUUACUGAAAAAGAGAAGGAACUACUUAUGAUUUUGGAUCAACAGAAAACAAUUCAUCAAAAAGAAAUAGUCAAUUAUCAGGACAAACUAGAUUUGUUAGAACGUGACAAAGACAGGGUGGUUGCAGAACUCUUAGAAGUACAGGCUGAACUAAAUGGCCGGGAUCUGCUGAUUAAGAAGCUUCAGGGCGAGUUGAAUAACAAUUUAGCGAAUUUGGCAGCAUUCACAAAGUGUAUGUCCUCGCUCCAAGAUGACAGAGACAGGAUUAUUGAAGAAAGCAAGAAAUGGGAAACUCGAUUCCAAGAUACUAUCCAAAAUAAAGAAAAUCAAGUGCAAGCAAAGGAAGAAAUGUUACAAAAACUUCAUGAAGAAAUCAAGCUAAAAUCCUUCGACCUUAAAGAACUCCAGUACAGAGCUUUGAAGUUAGAGCAGACAAUAAAUGAACUUACUGUGAGCAGUAAAAACGCAGAGAGCAAGCAUCAGAAUGAAAUGGUUAACAUGAAAGAGAUCAUUUGCAAAGACACUGAAAAAAUCGAAGAGAUGGAGGGAUUGUUAAAAGAAAAAGAAGUAGCCCUAAACAAAUUGUCACAGGAAAAUAAUUACUUAAGUGCACAGCUUUCUGACAUGAGCCAUUCUGUAACCAAGUUGAAAAUAACAGAGCAAAUGCUGGAAAAAGAUCUGACAGAAAAACAAUCAGAAAGUCACCAGCUUCAGUCUGAAAAUGAGAAAUUAAAUGCUGACCUACAGAAGCAGAAUGCUAUUUCCCAACAGCUGAAGCUCAUGCUAAGCAAUAAAGAUGUGGAGAUCUUGAAACUCAUGUCAUCAAAAGAUGGUGAAAUUUCAGAAUAUGUAGCAGAAUUACAGGAACAAUAUAGAAAACAAAUAGAGGAUUAUGAGGAGAAGUUGAAUAUUUUCCAGCAUGAUAGCCAAAAAGCAGCCAGUGAAUCCAAAGAAUUACAGGUGCAGAUUGAUAAAAGCAGAGAAGAGAAAGACAAAGUCGUUGCCAAAAUGGACGCAUUUACAAAAUCAAUGGCCUCCCUUCAAGAUGACCGAGACCGUAUUUUAUCGGAAUAUACACAACUGGAGCAGCGCCAUCUUGAUAUGCUAAGUCAGAAAGAUAGUAUUAUUCAGGAAAGUGCAACUGAAAACAAUGAACUUAAGCAAGAGAUCAGAAAUCUGCUCAACCAGAUGGAUGAUCUUAAUUCUGAAAAUGCAAUGCUAAAAGCACAAUUAAUUAAGUACAGGGAGGAGCUUAACCAGGUCUUGUCCUUGAAAGAUAAUCAGUUGAAGGAGCUACUGCAAAAGCAACUGCAGCAAAUUAAGAAUCUAGAGAAUGAAAAAAGCAGCCUUGAGAAACAAUGGAAAGAAGCACAGAGCUCCCUUGAAAAACGUAAUGAAAGCAUAAAAUCCUUGCAAGUAGAGAAUGAGCAAAUUAUGGAACAAGUUACAGAACUCAAGACUGCUACUUUACACACACAAAGGGAUAAACCUGAAGCAAAUGAGACAAAAUUAAUUCUUGAACUUCAACAGAAACUUGAAUUUAAAACUCUGGAAUGUGAUGAGCUCAAAAAGGAAAUCAAUGUUAAAAGAACAAAUUUAGAGGAACUUGAAAACAAACUUAUUAAAGCUGAGGGUCUGGCCAAGUCAGAAACCAGGAUUAAAAUCUCUGAGAAAGCUGUUGAAGUGCUUCAGGAAAGAACUGAAGAAAAGCUGGUUGUAUUAUCAAAAGAUUUGUUGAAAGAGGCUGUUUGCCUCAAAGACCAGAAUUUAUGUAAUGACUCCUCUGAGAUAACGUGGCUUCGAGAUAAAGUGGAAGAACUAGAAAAACUGCUUCAACAAACAAAAUUGCAAGAACGCACUGAGCAGGAUCUUUCUGCCUGUCGGAAUGAAUUGGCUGAACUAAGAUCAGAGAAGGACUUCCUGCUUUUAGAGUCUAGAGCUAUGAAAGAGCAAUACCACUUAACAGUGGCAGACAGAGAUAGACAAAUUGAGGAACUGAGGAAAUUGAACCAGGAGGUGUGGAGUAGUGAAUUGGGAAAAGUAAAUAGUGUGUACCAGGUAAAGCCGUUGGAGAUUGUAUCCUUACUGGGCAAUGAGAACGUUACUGAACAAGUGAAGUCUCUGUUAAUAGAAAAGAAACAACUGCAGAGUGAAGCUCAGGGUUACUUACAAGAGAUUCACCAGAGAGAACAGCGAUUCCAGCAGCUGAAUAGCAAGGUUAUGCAGUGCAUUGAAGAGAAAACCACAUUAUCUAGCCAGCUAAAGGCAGUCUCUCAGACUCUGCGUGAUACGCAGUCGCGUUAUGGGGAUCUCCAGGACCGUUACUACAGACUAGAAAGACAGUAUCAAGCUAUACGAUCAUCUUUGCAGAAUGAAGAACAAAAUGAAGCUAACGAAGAAGUUCCACCAGGAGCUCCACAGGAGCGUGCCAGUGUUAUAGUGGAAAUUGACAACUUAGAGCUGAUUGAACUACGGAGGAGGCUUGCAGAAUCGGAUCAACGUAAUGAUUCUGCUCACCAGGAGCUCUCUCAGUUAGCAGAAAUGCUAGCACAUGAAGAGCUAAGAAGGAGUGCUGCUGAGGAAGCAUUGAUAGCAGCUGAAGAAAUGCUUAAGCGUCUUGAUAUGCCUGCUGCCAGACAACCACCCAGAGAGUACACCAUACAACUGGAAUCAGAUGAAGAACGUGAAGCCUUGAUUAUAGAUCCCAGUGAACAUGUUGUGGUCCGGAAGGUGAAGAGAGGAGCACUUUCCUUCAAGCGGUGGUUGCGUGGCCGAAGUUUAUACUGCACAAAGCUAAUGAGUUCAAGGGCCAGAUCACGCUACUUAGUCUUUGCUUAUUUUGUGACGCUACAUGUUCUUGUUUUCAUGUGUCUAACGGGACUUUUAUAGGUACACUGCAUUGACCAGAGGGAAAAGAUUUUGCUGAACAGUAUACGUGUUUAUGGCGGGCAGUGGGGGGGGAUGGGCAGGUGUGAUUUAACCUAACCCCUCUAUUGGGAAAGUGACUGAAUGGGAUGAAAUGUUAGUUUUAUGCUCUGUCUAACUUUACUCUCCAUUGAAGUCAAUCGGUGGGCAGGAUGCAAAACCAACAAUCUGCCUGAGCCGGCUUUCCAAACUCUGGAUUAGAUAAAAGUUACUCUGUAUUCGUGAAAGCUGCUAAUGAUUUGAGCACUGAUACACUUAUGUAAAUUCUAUUCAUGUUAAAGUAUUGUAUGAAGUGUAUUGUCAAGAUAUGUUUAUAACUGCUGGUGAGAUUGUGAACUGGGUUUAAAACUGUAAUUGUUUGCCUGCUAUUAAAUUCCAAAGUUACUCUGCUGCUUAUGUUUAUAUAAUAGCUGCAUUAUGUAAAAUUGUGUAUAUUUUCUGAUGUGGAAAGCAAGAUUAUUUAACUCUACCGCUCAAGAGGUAGAAAAUCUGGUAAAGGUUGAAAGAUUAUUUUUGUGCUUGGAAAUGUAUUUGUAAAUUGAAACUUUGCAGGUAGUUGAAGAAAAACACUGAAGUUAAUUUAAAAUACAGUGUUACUUUCAUCUUGAUUAUGACUAGAUGUUUGUAACCAGAGUGCAAUGUAGAAACACACAGGUUUUGAAUAUAUUAUAUCAGCUAAUUUCUUGUUUAAGAAAAAGUUCUUAUUAAAAGUUGAAAUGUAUCAUGUA
Carcharodon carcharias (great white shark) is the source of this 15119-nucleotide messenger RNA. Its product is annotated as golgin subfamily B member 1-like. The record is from RefSeq and is a predicted model, not a curated record. The transcript has 30 exons. Lineage: Eukaryota; Metazoa; Chordata; Chondrichthyes; Lamniformes; Lamnidae. The coding region runs from base 262 to 14355 and encodes 4697 amino acids. Gene Ontology annotation, cellular component: Golgi apparatus.